AUGGCACUCAAUAAACUAAAGAAUAUCCCUUCUUUAACAAACAGUUCCCAUAGUUCAAUCAACGGCGUUGCAUCUAGUGGUACAAACUUAAAGUCUAAUGGUUCAGACACGGAUGAUAUUGAUGAAAAUGAUGAAUCCGGGCAAAGCAUUUUAUUAAACAUUAUAUCCCAGUUGAAGCCUGGCUGUGAUUUAUCAAGAAUCACUCUACCGACUUUUAUCUUAGAAAAAAAAUCGAUGUUAGAGAGAAUCACUAAUCAAUUACAAUUCCCAGAUGUCCUUUUGGAAGCCCAUUCCGACAAAAACGAGUUACAAAGAUUUGUCAAAGUUGUAGCAUGGUAUCUAGCUGGUUGGCACAUCGGGCCCAGGGCUGUAAAGAAGCCUUUGAAUCCAAUUCUUGGAGAACAUUUUACAUCAUAUUGGGAUUUACCUAACAAGCAACAAGCGUUUUAUAUUGCCGAACAAACUAGUCACCAUCCUCCUGAAUCUGCUUAUUUUUACAUGAUCCCGGAAUCAAAUAUCAGAGUCGACGGUGUUGUUGUGCCAAAAUCAAAAUUUUUAGGGAAUUCAAGUGCUGCGAUGAUGGAAGGUUUAACUGUAUUACAAUUUCUUGACAUUAUGGAUGCGAAUGGAAAACCAGAGAAGUAUACUUUGUCCCAACCAAAUGUCUACGCAAGGGGGAUUUUAUUUGGUAAGAUGAGGAUUGAACUUGGGGAUCAUAUGAUCAUUACGGGCCCCAACUAUCAAGUUGAUAUUGAGUUUAAAACUAAGGGUUUUAUUUCUGGGACUUAUGAUGCUAUUGAAGGCACCAUCAAGGAUCGUGAUGGUAAGGAGUACUAUCAAAUUAGUGGUAAAUGGAACGAUAUUAUGUACAUUAAAGACUUGAGAGAAAAGGCUUCAAAAAAGACUAUCCUAUUUAACACGCAUCAGCAUUCUCCUUUAAGUCCUAAAGUACGUCCAUUAGAGGAGCAGGGAGAAUACGAAUCUAGAAGACUUUGGAAGAAAGUUACUGAUGCGCUAUCCGUACGCGACCAUGAGGUUGCCACGGAAGAAAAGUUUCAGAUAGAAAAUCAUCAGAGAGAAUUAGCUAAAAAAAGGGCGGAGGAUGGUGUGGAAUUUCAUCCAAAACUAUUUAAAAGGGCCGAACCAGGUGAGGGUUUGGAUUACUACAUUUACAAGCACAUCCCUGAGGGGAUUGACAAGCAUGAGGAACAGAUUCGGAGUAUUUUAGAAACUGCCCCGAUUUUACCAGGACAGGCAUUCACAGAAAAAUUCUCUAUUCCAGCUUAUAAGAAGCACGAAAUUCAAAAGAAUUAG
Messenger RNA from Saccharomyces mikatae IFO 1815, 1314 nucleotides. It is a transcript of the gene OSH7, whose product is annotated as oxysterol-binding protein related protein OSH7. Lineage: Eukaryota; Fungi; Ascomycota; Saccharomycetes; Saccharomycetales; Saccharomycetaceae. Gene Ontology annotation, molecular function: sterol binding. The transcript has a single exon. The record is from RefSeq and is a predicted model, not a curated record. Bases 1 to 1314 code for a protein of 437 amino acids. Gene Ontology annotation, cellular component: cytosol; membrane; intracellular membrane-bounded organelle.